AUGGUUGUAGAGGAAGAAGUACAUGAGGGUGUGGAGUUGUCCAAGAACAUAGAAGCAAGAAAUCUAGCAGGUGUCUCAGAAUUCCACCUCAUGGGACUCUCAGAGGAUCCAGAACUGCAGCCCAUCCUCUUUCAAAUAUUUCUGAUCAUGUACCUGAUCACAGUGUUUGGGGAUCUUCUCAUCAUCAUGGCUGUCAGCUCUGACUCCAAUCUCCAAACCCCCAUUUGUGCAAGCAAUGUAGAAGUGCUCAAUCUAACAAGUGUCACUGAAUUCCACCUCAUGGAAAUCUCAACUGAUCCCGAAUUCCAACCCAUCAUCCUUGGACUGUUCCUGUCUAUGUACCUGGUCACAGUGCUUGGGAACCUACUCAUCAUCCUGGCUGUUAUCUCUGAGUCCAAACUCCAUAACCCCAUGUACUUCUUCCUCUGCAACCUGUCAUUGGUUGAUAUCUGUUUCAUCUCCACCACAGUCCCAAAGAUGAUUGCAGACAUCCAAACUCACAACAGGGUCAUUUCCUAUGUGGACUGCCUGACACAGAUGUCUCUUUGUAUCAUUUUUGCAAAUAUGGAUGACAUGCUUCUGACUGUGAUGGCCUAUGACCGGUUUGUGGCCAUCUGCCACCCCCUGCAUUAUCCAGUCACUAUGAACUCUCAUUUCUGUUGUGUCUUAGUUUUGAUGUCCUUUAUGUUCACUCUUUUGUACUCCCAACUGCACAAUUUGAUAGCCUUACAAUUUACCUGUUUUAAAGAUGUGGAAAUUUCUAAUUACUUCUGUGACCCUUCUCAAAUACUUAAUCUGUCCUGUUCAGAAACUUUUAAAAAUAGUAUGGUAAGGUAUUUUCUUUUUUCUAUAUUUGGUUUUGUUCCUUUCUCAGGAAUCCUUUUCUCUUACUACAAAAUUGUUUCUUCCAUUCUGAGAAUGCCAUCAUCAAGUGGGAAGUGGAAAGCCUUCUCCACCUGUGGGUCUCACCUGUCAGUGGUUUGCUUAUUUUAUGGAACAGCCCUUGGUGUGUACUUUGCUUCAACUGUAUCACGUUGUUCAAGCCAUGUUGUGGUGGCCUCACUGAUGUACACUGUGGUCACCCUUAUGCUGAAUCCAUUCAUCUACUGCCUGAGUAACAGAGACAUUAGUCAGACCUUGAAGCACCUACCCAAUAAAACAACCUUAACUCAAGCCCUGUGCCAUCUAUUUGGACUGUAG
Messenger RNA from Castor canadensis (American beaver), 1200 nucleotides. NCBI's taxonomy places the organism in Eukaryota, Metazoa, Chordata, Mammalia, Rodentia, Castoridae. The record is from RefSeq and is a predicted model, not a curated record.